Messenger RNA from Phragmites australis (common reed), 967 nucleotides. Its product is annotated as RING-H2 finger protein ATL80-like. NCBI's taxonomy places the organism in Eukaryota, Viridiplantae, Streptophyta, Magnoliopsida, Poales, Poaceae. The transcript has a single exon. The coding region runs from base 21 to 800 and encodes 259 amino acids. The record is from RefSeq and is a predicted model, not a curated record.
ACACGGCCUUAGACUUUUAGAUGAAUACAUCAAUACGAUGUAUUAUACAUCUCAAUAUCGCCGUCUCAUCACGCUAUAAAAUCGCCUUCCUCUUGCCUCCUUCCAAUCCACCAGCUGAGCUCCACUGCACUCCACUCCAGCACCUAACUCUUGCCUCCUCUUGUGCACCUGCACGCGCGGUGGCAUCGAUCCUGUCCCACUCGUACCUAAGUAUGCGGCACUUGCAAUCUUCAGUCGAGCACCUGGCGGCGAUGGCCGCCGCCACGCCGUCGCCGGCGCCCGCCAGCGUCCACACGGACACGUUCCUCAUCAUCGCCGCCGUGCUCUGCUUCCUGCUCUGCGUCGUCGGGCUCGCCUUCGUCGCGCGGUGCUCGCUGCUGUGCAAUCCCUCGGCCUACUCCGUCGACGCGGAGCCCGCGGCGGCAAUGCCACCGGCGCCGUGCAAAGGGCUCGGGAAGAAGGCGCUGCAGUCGCUGCCGACCGUGUCGUUCGAGGCCGACGAGAGGGACCAGGACCAGGAGGAGAGGCCGGAGUGCGCCAUCUGCCUCGCCGAGUUCGCGCGCGGCAACGAGGUCCGCGUGCUCCCGCCGUGCGGGCACUGGUUCCACGCGGCGUGCGUCGACGCCUGGCUACUGUCCAGCUCGACGUGCCCCUCCUGCCGCCGCGCCCUCGUGGUGGUGCCGGCACAGGCACCCCCAGACCCUCCGUCGUGUUGUGCGUCAGCUCAGGCCUCGACGGAAGCAGAGUACUCCGUCGCCGUCUCCGGCGAGCGCGGCCCUUGCCAGACGCCAGAUCCUUAGGCACGCCAGCGUCCAUGUGCACCUACCUUGUACAUACAUACAUACGUGCUCGAUUUUAAAUCUCCUUCCUGCUACAAUUAGGGAAUGCAACUGUAUAGUGUGCAAAACCACUUGUGUCUGCCUGUGAUAUUUUGAUCCGUACAGUAUAUACAAGCAAAACUUUAUCA